AUGCGGUCCAGUUAUACAUCUGCCAUGCCAAGAUUGGAUGUUACUGAGGUUGGAAGUGAAGAAAUGGAUACUUGUUACGAGGAGAUGCCGCUUUUGGAUCUCUCCCAGGUUGGAAGUGAAGAGAUGGAUCCUGGUCACCAGGUACCGGAUCAUGAUGGCCUUCGAGAAGAUGAAAUACCUUGUGUUGGAAUGCGGUUUGAUCAAUUGCAAAUGGCUCACGAAUUCUAUGUGACAUACGCAAAGAAAGUCGGGUUUGCCACUAAGAUACGGACGACAACCUGUGAUAAGCUCACAAAUCAACCCAUUAAUCAAGCUAUUCACUGUAAUAGGGAUGGGUUCCGUGUGUCUCGUGUCAAAGCCUCAACGCGGAAGAAUAGGAUCUCAGCCGCUGGGUGUAAGGCAAGGAUAUACGUGAAGUUUGACAAGGAGGCGCAUGAUUGGGUUUUCUUCAAGGUAGAGCUGAGUCACUCGCACCCAUGUUCAGCGAGGAAAGCGGUGCAUUACCAUGAGUAUAGGCAGCUGACCAUGCAUGCGAAGUGCGUGAUCGAGGAUAAUGAUGAGGCUGGGAUUCGACCAAACAAGACUUUCCUAGCUUUGGCAAAUGAGUCUGGGGGCCCAUCUAAUCUGGGAUACUCAGAAAAGGAUUUACGAAACUAUAUUACAGCUAGGCUCCGAACCAGCAACGUCAACGUUGAUGUCAGAGAGAUGAUGAACUAUUUCAUGAGAAUGAAGGACAUCAAUCCCAACUUCUUCUACGCGGUGAAUUUGGAUGAUGACUGUAAAUUUCGGGGUGCAGUAUGGGUGGAUGCAAGGUGUAGGGCGUCGUUCGAAUAUUAUGGAGAUGUUGUGUCACUUGAUAGCACAUACAGCACAAACAAGCAUGGAUUACCAUUUGCGUCCUUCGUCGGUGUCAACCACCAUGGUAAGUCGACCAUCCUUGGUUGUGCUCUCCUUGGAAAUGAGGAAAUCCCAAGUUAUGAGUGGGUUUUCCGCCAAUGGGUCAAGUGCAUGGGAACUGCUCCACAGCGGAUCAUCACCGAUCAAUGCAAAUCCAUUUUUUGUGCAAUAAAAAAUGUGUUCCCCGAUACACGCCACCGGUGGUGCAUCUGGCACAUUACGAAGAAGUUACCGCACAAGCUUGGAGGUUAUCGCCGGUACAGAGAGUUGUAUGAUGAGUUCAAUGAUAUUGUGUGGAACUCUCGAACCGAGCAGUCAUUUGAGGAUAACUGGUAUGAAUUAAUAGACGAGCACAACUUACAUAACAACACAUGGCUGUCAGACCUCUUUGAUGAUCGACGCAUGUGGGUCCCAAUAUACUUCAAGGGUGAAUUUUGGGCUGCCAUGAGGAGCACGCAAAGGAGUGAGAGCAUGCACUCAUUCUAUGGAAAUUUCUUACACAGUCGGACUAGCUUGGUCCAAUUUGUUCACGAAUAUGACAAUGUGCUUGGAAUUAAGGAGCAAAGGGAACUGGAGGAUGACGCAGCAGACUCGAGGGGGGUUAUCCCUUGUGCAACGACCUCACCUAUGGAGAAACAAUUUCAGCAGGAGUACACUACCUGCAUGUUUAGGGAUGUUCAAAUAGAGUUUGUCAAGAAGGCUAAUUGUAGGGUCUCUGUUGUUGCUGAAGAGGGGCCAGGUGCAUGCAUGAAGGUUGAAGAGGAAAUACUAGUGAAUGAAGCUAUUCUUUGCAUUCCAUACGACGUCCACUUCGAACGAUCCACGCAGGAGGUUCGUUGUGAGUGCAAUCUAUUUGAGAGUUCAGGAGUGUUAUGCUGUCAUUGUCUUGCAGUCUUCCAUUAUUACAAGGUGUAUAAAGUACCUAAUCGAUAUGUUCUCUCUCGUUGGAGUAAGAACAUAAAGCGCAAGCAUACUUAUGUCAAGAGUAGUCACGAUGUCAGCCGGUCGGAUGAGAGUCAUGUUGCAUUCAGGGGACUAUGUGCACACUUCUACAAUGUUGCUCAGGAUUUUGUAAACGAUGACGAAGAAACGGCCUUGCUUCAUGCUGCUCUAGAAGAAACGAGAGCUAAGCUGACUGCUCACCGUGCCAAGAAGAGGUCCGAGAGUGUGGCGGACUCCCACAACAAUAUUGGCUCGACAAGUUUGAAUGUUGCCACAGUGAUGGACAUCCAAGCCCCAUCGAAGGUCAACACAAAGGGCCGCCCAAAGAGUAAGAGGCUCGGCGCUGCCCUGGAGAAGUCAAUUAAAAAAUCUGCCCGGAAGAGAAACAAGCCUGAUCCACCGGUGGUUUGUCCGAAGCCAACUCAAGAUGUAAGAUUCGGUGGUGUUGUAGGCCACGCUGAUCCCGAACAACUUGGUGGCUUCAUAUUAGUUGAACAGGCUGGUUUCAUGGCUAAUCAUAUAGGUUUUGAGUUGCUAUGCAGUUGA
Molecule: messenger RNA, 2385 nt
Organism: Arachis stenosperma
Lineage: Eukaryota; Viridiplantae; Streptophyta; Magnoliopsida; Fabales; Fabaceae
Product: protein FAR1-RELATED SEQUENCE 6-like
Exons: 8
Coding region: 1-2385 (794 amino acids)
Biological process (GO): regulation of DNA-templated transcription
Molecular function (GO): zinc ion binding
Source: RefSeq, a predicted model, not a curated record